This is a messenger RNA of Portunus trituberculatus (swimming crab), 4247 nucleotides long. Its product is annotated as hemicentin-2-like. The record is from RefSeq and is a predicted model, not a curated record. Lineage: Eukaryota; Metazoa; Arthropoda; Malacostraca; Decapoda; Portunidae.
UCUCAGGUGUGCGCCAGGAAGACAUGACACUGAGAGGGGUGCUGUUUGCUGUGGCCUGUGUGCUGUCAGCGGUGGGAUGGAGCGUUGGUGUGCCCAUGAAGGCGGUGGUGGAGGAGGCGCAGGAACAAAACACGACGGAGCCACACCCGAAGAUAACAUACAGCAAGGAGACUAUUACGAAGGUGGACGAGAGGGUGAAGCUGGACUGUGCGGUGGAAGGAGUGGAUCUAAGUGGAGUUAAUGAUUUUAGUGUGUCAUGGAGUAAGAUUGACACGGAGAACCCUAUCAAUUCAAUGCCUAUCUCUAAUGGUGAGAGAAUCUUGCUCUUCUCUAAUAAGUAUGAGCUGGAUCAUCCCAAGGACACUCAUCGGUUCUCUCUCGUGAUCAAGACGAUGAAGGAGGAGGACGCAGGACUGUACCGCUGCACCGUCGACUUCGGAGACAGCCAGAGGAUCAACGCCGAUGUCCCAGUGUCCCUUCAGUCCGCCCCGUACUUCACUGACAACAUCACCAAGACCUUGACAGUAACAGAAGGGGACUCGAUCAGCAUUGACUGCCAGCCUGGAGGUUCCCCAAAGCCCGAGGUGUACUGGGAGAGGCUGAACGAUGAGCUGCCUUUCUUUGGGGGGAAGAUUUUCAAAUCCAACCAGCUAGACCUCCCCCUCGUGCACAAGGACCACCGUGGCCUGUAUGUGUGCCACGCUGAGAACGGCAUUGGGGAGACAGCCACCUCACGCAUCGAGCUGGAAGUACAGUUUGCUCCAGAUAUCACUGUGCCGGCCAGCAGGGUGUUCACAAUCACUAACGAGGAGGUGAAGCUGGAGUGCACAGUGUUCUCCUUCCCCUCUUCUGAUGUGUCGUGGUACAAGGAUGACGAGCCGAUCCUGGGAGCAGCCAACACCAGGAUUUUGACUACCGAUUUGAAGGAAGAUUUUGGUGUGCUGUCGACCCUUACCGUGGUGUCCGUGACCUCAGAAGACCUCGGGCAGUACUCGUGUCGCGCUGAGAAUGCUAUGGGCAAGGAGGAGAAGUCUAUACAGCUGACCAUCAAGUCCCCGCCAAUGAUAGUGAAGCAGUCCCGCAAGGAGGUGCUAUAUGAUCUGGAGGAGGCCAAGUCGAGGUCCGCCCUGCCUGUGGUCCUGGAGUGCGAGGCAGAUGGGGCGCCGUCACCAAACUACCGGUGGACCAGGAACGGGGAGGCGCUGGCGUGGCAGGCUGACCCGAGGCUGUCUCUGGAGGAAGACACUGGUAGCCUCUUGAUCUCGCAGCCCAGCAUAGAGGACAAUGGAAUGUACCAGUGCUUUGCCUACAACGACCUGGGCACAGCAGCAUCUGACCCUAUCUAUCUUCUAAACGUUAGCAGUAUUUAUUUCUCCAACGAUGAUGAACCGAGCGAUACGUACAACUUGGUGGCUGAGCUUGGCCGGCCCUACAAGCUGUCCUGCCCUAAGGCCUUCGCGUACCCUGAACCAGCGCUGACGUGGGUGCGCGCCAUCAACCACCCAGAGAACAUCGAGCUGGAGUUUGUGAAGGAUGAGAGGAUAGUAACAGACCCCAAUGGCGAUCUGUGGUUCACGCACGUCACGCAAGAGGAUGACACGGAAAAACAAGGGUAUGAGUUUAUGUGCCUUGCCAACACCCCCUUCCGCCCCUACGACUACUCCAUCGCCUCCAUCGUGCACAUCAAGGUGAAGGACCCCGAGGACGGCACACACAACCUGAAGGAGGAUAUGAUCAAUGUGGAGAGCUCAAUGUUCACGUCUGGGGAGGAGGUUGUCUUCAAAGCGGGGGAGGAGAAUACUCUUUGGUGCAUUUAUGGGGGAGAGCCAGUUCCAGAGAUCAUGUGGCAGCGUGUGGACGGUGUGGAUAUCCUGCCCAACACCAGGAUCACCACCAAGAACCAUGGAAGAACAUUAGUAUUUGCUGACACCCAGCUGGAGGACGCGGGUGAGUACGCUUGCACAGUGAACAACGGCGUAGGGAUGGAGAAGAACUCAGUGAUGCGUGUGAAGGUCGAGCAGGCGCCGGUGUUGCGUGAGCCCAUCGCCUCCCAGACAGUGCACGAGGGAGCCACUGUCACCUUCACCUGCGAUACCAAUGCGACCACCGAGGUUGUCUACACUUGGAUGCUGAAUGGACGCCGGCUGUCUCCCAGGGACCGUCACCUCCGCCGCACGAUCGAGGGUCCGCGUCUGGUCAUCGUCGGGGUGUCCGCUACUGAUGUCGGGAACUACGCUUGCAACGCCUCCUCUCCGCUGGGCUACGCUUACGGCCAGGCUGUGCUCAACGUGCUUCCCCUGGAGAGGCAGAGCGGCGGGGGUCAGUCUUGCUCCCAGCUGGCAGACCUUCGGGUGGAGGUGUCACUGCUGCGCGAGGCGGUGAUGGAACUUCGAUCAGUGGUGCUUGGCCAGCAGGACGUCACCCAGCACACCUUGGAGGCCGUGGCUGCUCUCAACAAGGAGCUGACGGUGUCCCGGGCCACCACACAGCACCAGGAGGCACAGGAGACUGACAAGGGGACACAACAGGAGCAGCAGGAGGAGGAGGAGGAGGUGUCCACCACCACCACCGAGGCACCAGCAGCCUGAGCCGGCCCGCCACGGCCGCCUCGCCGGAGUCAGAAAGGUUGGACGCGCUGUACAGCCUGUAGUAGCCUGUAGCAGCUGCCAUUCCUUCCCUCCUGCGUGUGUGUGGAUGUGGUGUCCCCUAAUCUCUUCCCCGGCGGUACAUGAGUGCUGGGUCAGUGGGUCACUUGGUGGCCGCCGUGAGUACAUGUUGCAGUAAUGAGUAGACUAGUGUUUCUCAGCAUUAGUGGUGUGUGGUUGUUCCUUCUCACUCACGCUGCCUUGGUAUUGUUGUGAGGACUGAUGCGGCGGUACAGACGGUGCCACCACGCAACACUCUCUGGUCGCACCAACACUAACCAAACGUACACACUGUGCAAGCAACAGGAAGUAAUGUCAAAGUUCAAAGUAUUGAAUUGGUGCAUCUUGUUUAGGGAGAAGGAAGGUGGUACCGUGGUGGGCCGCGGGCGCCGGGCGGUGUGGCGUCACCGCAAGUGGUGCGCCGCGCCGCCUCGCCUCACAUUUAUUUGAAUAUUUGAGUUUAAAUUAUGUUUGGAUUUUUUUUCACUUUUAGUUUGCAGUGUGUACGUGUGUACGUCCAAACCUGCUCAUGUGUUGGCAUUAACUAAGGCGUUCGUACGUCUGUAUAAUGUGUGUGUGUGUGUGUGUGUGUUUGUGCGUGCGCACUCUCAUUGUAGACGCACACACACACACACACACACACACACACACACACACACACACACACACACAGACAGACCAGUGACAUUUCACCCACACACAGCAUCCCUGGCGGCAUUGUAUGAUACACACACACGCUGAUCAUUCCCACGGUGGCAAUACAGCAGUAACCGAGGCUAUCAUUGCACCAACUCUCAUUCCAGUGUGACCGUUCAUUCCAGCAGCGGAAAUCCUUGUAGACUCACAUACUGUAGGCUUGCUCCUCUGCCCUUGUCACCUCACGAUCACGAUGGACUGGUCAUGAGCUAUCCACUCUGACCAUUGCUGAGGCCAGUGUUGUUAGCCGAGUGUCCUCCUUGGCUGACACUUGUGGCUUCACCUUGUCCAAUUAUCCACCUGCAAGUGUGACGUGAUAUGUAUUUCUCUCCCAGUCCAGUCAGUCUUUCCUCACUUCACCUUUCAUUCCUCCCCAGUGUUCUUAUGAAGCAGGAAUGUUUGGGUCUUUGUUUUCACUGGGUUACUGAGACUACAUUCCUUCCAGUGUGGUAUUGUUACCCUAAACAUUCCUGCUCCGUGUAAGGUUGCUGGCGUAGUGGAAAGACACACACCAACACACACACAAACACACUUUCCAAUCAAACACUCCACGUAGAUGUAAGGAUGCUGGCGUAGAAGUUGAAUGCAUGCACGUUACGUCAGUGUGUCUCUUAAAUAGGACAUAAGAGCCGCCGUGUAUUGGCAUGUAUUUCCUUCCGUGGUUGUCGCUGUCCUGUGUAGAGUUGAUAUGUACAUGUACUCAUCACAUACUGUAAGCACGAAUGGCACACGUAUUGUUACUUUACUUGUUUGUGGUUUGAAGUCGUACGCGAGUGCCAGUACUGUAGUGUGUAUUGUUGUUAUCGUUGUUAUUAUUAUUACUACUACUGAGGUUUAUCUUAGGGCAUUGAGUGCAAUAAUAUGAUAUUUGAUGACUGAGGAUUAAAAUAUAACCAUAAAAUGUCA